AGCGUGGUGUUGUAAGAGUUAUGGCAAGCGUUGUCGCACAUACUUUCCAGUAAAAAUAAAAUACAAAUUAAUUUGCAAAUGUCUGAUUUAAGAUAGGUUUUGAGUGAUUUCAUAUUUUUGCUUUCGCAAAAUGUCGCGUCAGCAUUGGCAGCGAUAGCAUAUGACGGGUGACAUGCAAACAAUCACGAAGCAACAGCGGUUUCAUUGGGUGGGUGACGAGAACUAUGUGAUGCAUGUAUGUAUCUAUGUGUGUGAGUAAGCAAUGAUUUGAACUCAAUCCAUAAAUCUGAUUAUGUUAAUGUGCGAGUCAACAGACAUCAUGUGGUGGACAAUGUACUCGAAAAAAGGCAAAUAUACGAAAACAAUAGAACUAGAAGAGCAAAAUCCAAAAUAAGCUGAAAUUCAACAAAAGUGUUUAAAGUUACUAAAGUUAUUGGGUCAACGAGAAGAAGGAUCCGUCAACAUUUAUCACCGUGACCGCUAUUCGAAAUGUUGAAGUGUUCCACGUCUACGCUUUUUUGUUUUUAUAUUAGGCACAGACAGACCACUAAGCAAAGCAAUGGAAAAAUCACAUGUUAGAGACAAAAGACCUGCGAGCAAAAGUCAAUACAUAUAUUGAAUGCCUUUUCACGUUUGGCAACAACCCUACCACCGCUUCGGCCACCCAAUCCUGCAUCGCUACGGAGUCACCUCAAUGUGGCACCACUUCAAAGCAAAGAUUUUAACCUGCUGUAACCGGAAAUGCAAUGGCUCGUCACAAGCAAACCAUAUUGCAAUGCAAUCAUGAUCAGGAAGCUUACGCGUCGACUGAAGUCCGACCGCAUAAAUGUUUCCAAUCUAAUUACAACGAUUGUUCCGACAGUAGUUCGCGUCAGAUAACGGUAGCUGCAAAGGUGCGUCGAAUACAAGGGCACCCGCUGCCCACGCGUCAAAUGUCAAUCGGUUUUCAUCUGCCUCUAUCCGCGUUGCAAACGUCGCUGCAAAGCAUACUCACGAUCCCGCUUGCGCAACUACUUUGGCUGCUUUGCUGCGUUAGUUUAGCCCAUCCUACGGUAGGCGACUGUCCUAGCAUGUGCGAGUGCAAGUGGAAGAGCGGCAAAGAAUCAGUUUUGUGCCUUAAUGCGAAUCUCACACAUAUUCCGGUGCCACUGGACGCUGGAACGCAGGUUCUAGACUUAACUGUCAACGAUAUCGCCAACAUACCACACGACACCUUCGCAUCAGUGAACUUACUUAAUCUCCAGAAAGUAUAUCUGGCUAAAUGUCGGUUACGUGCUAUUGAGCGUUUUGCCUUUCGAAAUCUAAUUAAUCUGAUCGAACUGGAUCUGAGCUAUAAUUUGCUUAGCAGCGUUCCCACUGAGGCACUUCAAUUUAUACCAGAGCUACGCGAAAUCAAACUCAAUGGUAAUCCCAUUUCGAUAGUGCAUGACGACGCCUUCGGAUUUGUGUCUCAGCUAGUGCGACUAGAUUUGUCCGACUGCAAAUUGGCGACGAUUGAGGUGAUGGCCUUCGCGGGACUUGAGUCCUCCUUGGAGUGGCUCAAGUUAGACGGGAACAAAUUGAGUGAGGUGUGCUCAGAUACAAUAACAUCGCUCAAAAAUUUGCACGGCAUCGAACUGGCACGAAAUCAAUGGAAUUGUUCCUGCGCACUGCUACCACUACGCUCUUGGAUGCUACGUGAGAACAUUCCAUAUGACAUACCACCCUCAUGUCUAGCACCAUCGCGAGUCGCGGGAAAAACUUGGGAUAAAAUUGAUCUGGAUGACUUUGCCUGCGUGCCACAAAUAAUCGCUACCAACACAACGGCGCACGGAGUAGAAGGGCGCAAUAUUACUAUGAGUUGCUUUGUAGAGGGGGUUCCAGAGCCAUCGGUCCGGUGGAUGGUGAAAAAUCGUGUAGUAGCGAACUUAACGGAAUAUGGUGUUCCAUCUGCGGGUCCUCUUACUAUGGCAGCAACACAAGGUCGCAAGAUAUACAUAGUAAACAUGUUGCGAAAUGCUUCAAAUCUAACCAUACUCUCGGCUGACAUGCAGGAUGCGGGUAUUUAUACUUGCGCGGCAGAGAACAAAGCCGGUAAAGUGGAAGCAUCUGUCACAUUGGCUGUUAUACGGCGCCCGACUGAAGCGCCAUCGGGUGGACAAAUUGUGCUGAUUUGCUUCCUCAUUGCUCUUCUUUUCGUGGUGGGUUCUUCAUUCGCCGCAAUUUGUUUUUGUUCGCCCCGACGUAAGCGUAAAAUGCGACUGUGGAGUUCAAUGCCAUCGGCGCGCACAGAAAAUAUUGAAAUGACUUCACGUAUCUGCGGUAACAGUGGAAAUGGACCGAAUGGUGGAAAUUGUAACCGCGUAAUGCAUACUCGGAAACCUGACUUGGAUAGCGGUUCAAUUGGAGGAGGUGCGAAUGGGGUGGAUGACUUUUGCGGUAUUAGCGGUGGUGGUGGCGAUGGUCCAUUUUCCAACAAUGACAAUGAUUACCUGCAUCCGGCGACUACCCCUUUCAGUUGUGGCUCAGAUGAUGGCGGUGAUACCAGUGUGUCGAUUGUGAACCCAAUUGGUGGCAGUUCCAAGUGCAAUGGGGGUUAUCGCAAUAUAUCCACGCAUUGCGAUGAUGCCGAAGACUACUGGGAUGCCAACUACCAGACCACAAAAGCGAAUUAUGCGAGAAGAAAAAUCGAAAAUCAAUACCAUAUUAACGGUAGUGGCUCAGAGUUGUCGGCGGGGGUGCGUGCUAGCCCUCAAGACAGCCGACAGAAAGUGAGUGUUGGGAGCGUCAGAGGAGAUAGUAAUUUGGGGCCGCAGCAAUCCGAUUUGCACCUACCAAGACUCGUUGAAAUUUGCGGGUAAUUAGCGACAAUU
Messenger RNA from Rhagoletis zephyria (snowberry fruit fly), 2852 nucleotides. RefSeq names its product leucine-rich repeat-containing protein 70-like. The record is from RefSeq and is a predicted model, not a curated record. NCBI's taxonomy places the organism in Eukaryota, Metazoa, Arthropoda, Insecta, Diptera, Tephritidae. Gene Ontology annotation, molecular function: protein binding.